Molecule: messenger RNA, 2434 nt
Organism: Galeopterus variegatus (Sunda flying lemur)
Lineage: Eukaryota; Metazoa; Chordata; Mammalia; Dermoptera; Cynocephalidae
Gene: USP16
Product: ubiquitin specific peptidase 16
Exons: 14
Coding region: 207-2132 (641 amino acids)
Biological process (GO): protein deubiquitination
Molecular function (GO): cysteine-type deubiquitinase activity
Source: RefSeq, a predicted model, not a curated record
ACAUAUGUGAUAAUGAGGUCCAAUAUUGUAGUUCAAAUCGAUUGGGUCAAGUGGUUGAUUAUGUUAGAAAACAAGCCGGUAUAACCCCUCCAAAACCAGAGAAAGAUAAUGAGAACAUUGAACUUGAAAAUAAAAAAUUAGAAAAAGAGAGUAAAAAUGAACAAGAGAGAGAAAAAAAGGAAACAAUAUCUAAAGGAAAUCCUCCCAUGAAUUCUACUUCCCAAAUAACCGUGAAAGGACUCAGUAAUUUGGGAAAUACAUGUUUCUUCAAUGCAGUUAUGCAGAAUUUGUCGCAAACACCAGUGCUUAGAGAACUACUAAAAGAAGUGAAAAUGUCUGGAACAAUUGUAAAAAUUGAACCACCUAAUUUGGCACUAACAGAACCCUUAGAAAUAAACCUUGAGCCUCCAGGCCCUCUUACUUUAGCCAUGAACCAGUUUCUUAAUGAGAUGCAAGAGACCAAAAAGGGAAUUGUGACACCUAAAGAACUCUUUUCUCAGGUCUGUAAAAAAGCAGUGCGGUUUAAAGGCUAUCAGCAGCAAGACAGCCAGGAGCUGCUUCGCUAUUUAUUGGAUGGGAUGAGAGCAGAAGAACACCAUAGAGUGAGUAAAGGAAUUCUUAAAGCAUUUGGUAAUUCUACUGAAAAAUUGGAUGAAGAACUAAAAAAUAAAGUUAAAGAUUAUGAAAAGAAAAAAUCAAUACCAAGUUUUGUGGACCGCAUCUUUGGUGGUGAACUAACUAGUACAAUCAUGUGUGAUGAAUGUAGAACUGUCUCCUUGGUUCAUGAAUCUUUCCUUGAUUUGUCUCUCCCUGUUUUAGAUGAUCAGAGUGGUAAGAAAAAUGUAAAUGAUAAAAAUCUGAAAAAGACAAUGGAGGAUGAAGAUAAAGACAGUGAGGAAGAAAAGGAUAAUGACAGUUACAUAAAAGAGAGAAAUGAUAUUCCUUCAGGAACGAGUAAGCACUUGCAGAAGAAAGCAAAGAAGCAAGCCAAAAAGCAAGCCAAGAACCAACGAAGGCAAAAAAAAAUUCAAGGAAAAGUCCUUCAUUUAAAUGAUAUCUGUACCAAUGACCAUCCUGAAGAUAAUGAAUGUGAAGCUGAACUGUCACUUCACGGAGAGGUGGAUGUUAAAUCUAACCACAUUUUACAAGAGGAAGUUACACAUAAAGAAUUUUGUGUUAAUAAGAAAGAUUUGAAUGGCCAAGAAAAAAUGAUAGAAAAUGUAACUGACAAUCAGAAAUCCACAGAGGAAGUAGAUAUGAGGAAUGUCAGCAUGAAUAAUGAUAUGGAGGUUUUGGCAUCUUCUCCCCCUGAAUGUAUUAGGAAUUUAAAUGAUAUCUACCUAAAGGAAGGGAGCAAUGGAGAAGUGGACAUUUCCAGUGGUUUCAAAAACCUUAAUUUGAAUGCCGCCCUUCAACCUGAUGAAAUAAACAUAGAGAUUCUGGAUGGCAGUCAUACUCCUGGAACAAAGGUGUAUGAGGUUGUAAAUGAAGAUCCAGAAACUGCUUUCUGUACUCUUGCAAACAGGGAAGCUUUCAAUACCGAGGAGUGUUCAAUCCAAUAUUGUUUAUAUCAGUUCACCCGUAAUGAGAAACUUCGAGAUACUAAUAAAUUGCUUUGUGAUGUAUGCACAAGGAGACAGUAUAAUGGACCAAAGGCAAACAUAAAAGGUGAAAGGAAGCAUGUUUACACCAAUGCCAAAAAGCAGAUGCUAAUUUCUCUUGCUCCUCCUGUUCUCACACUUCAUUUAAAGAGAUUUCAGCAGGCUGGGUUUAACCUACGCAAAGUUAACAAACACAUAAAGUUUCCAGAAAUCUUAGAUUUGGCUCCUUUUUGUACCCUUAAAUGUAAGAAUGUUGCUGAAGAACAUACAAGGGUACUCUAUUCCUUAUAUGGAGUCGUUGAACAUAGUGGAACUAUGAGGUCAGGGCAUUACACUGCCUAUGCCAAGGCAAGAACUGCAAACAGUCAUCUCUCUAAUCUUGUUCUUCACGGAGAUAUUCCACAAGAUUUUGAAAUGGAAUCAACCAAAGGGCAGUGGUUUCACAUCAGUGAUACACAUGUGCAAGCUGUGCCUACAACUAAAGUACUAAACUCACAAGCGUACCUCCUAUUUUAUGAGAGAAUACUGUAACCAUAUCAAAAAGUCCUUUCACUGGAAACGUUUAUGGCUUUUUUAAUGGCUGUAAUAACAAUAAAAAAGUAGACUAACUAUAAAUCAUGCUCACUUAACAUUAAACACAUGCCAGAAGAAAUCAUGUUUAUUUAUUGAAGGGAAAAAUACCUAAAAAUUUACAAUGAUUUUGUACUAUCAUAGUGGUUUUUAUUGCUGCUUCCAGUUUCUGGAAAGGAAAUUCUGACUUACUUAAGUCCUCUGUGCUUAAUAUGUCUGGGUGGUGGGUCGCAACACAUCAAUAAAGUGACUUACCCCAAAAA